UAUUUAUUAACAUUUAUAGAUAAUAAUGAAGACUACACUACAACUACAGCCAUAGCACGGUUUAUUAAUGUUAGACCGAGUGGAGUAUAAAUUAUAUACUAAUAUUAAUAAUCAUUUAAUAUUAUAAUAUAAUAUGAUUUAUGUUAAUGAAUAGUAGAAAUGUUGAGAAUUUAUUAUUGAUCUUCUUUAUUUUAAAAUAAUUGUUGAUAUAAUUUUAUUUUUAAUUACUUUUGAUAAUGAUAAAUUACAAGAUAAAAAAGCUAAAUCUAAAAACAAUUUAUCAAAAUCUAAAUUAAUUAUAUAUAAACACUCAAACUCAGUAUUUUACUUACCAAAUUUUUUUUAUUUAAACAUUUAAUUGAGUCUAUUGUAAAAAUGUUGCCUUUGAAACCACCAGUAUCAAAAAAAAAUGUAAAACACAUUAAACUGAUUGAUUUACCAAUUUAUGACGAAAAUGGAGACAUUUUAGAUCAAAAUUCAUGGCCAAAAUACCAAGGAAUUUUUAAUGGGAAAAUUAUUAUCAUCAACGAUUUAAAUGACAAAUCCCGCCUUAGCAAUUUGGGUUGUUUUGGACAAUUGGGCAUAAUUGACAAGGACAAAUUUAUAGACUACAAAACCCUUCAAAAUCAAGUCUUAAGGCAAAAAAAGAAUUGGCAAGCAAUGGAAUUAGUACCGUUUGAUUUUCCUCAUAAUAACCAGAACGUGAUUGAUGAGAAAAACUUGCACAUCAAACUUCAAGAAGCUUAUGCUGCUAAUAAGCCAGUUUAUAAUAGUUGGAAAGAAUUAAAAUCUAGUUGUUCCACAGAAUAUGAACAGUUGUUAAUUCUAUCUGGUGUUCAACAUGAAUUAUCAUACUUUUUACUUUUAGAAGAAGCUUUUUUUUUAUGUUAUACAUUAGAAUGCUUGGAAAUGCGAAAUGAAAAUGGUUCACUCAUAAGUGUUAUUGAAUGUUGGAAGCAAUUUAAUGGUUUAAAAAAAAAUUUUCCAUAUUUUUAUGCAGCUUAUCAUUAUUAUAGAUCAAAAGGAUGGGUUGUCAAACCUGGACAACAGUAUGGAGGAGAUUAUGUACUGUACAAAUCAUCACCAACUUAUUAUCAUUCUUCAUAUGUGGUCGUGAUCAGUGUUAAUGGUCAAAAUAGUGAAUUGUUACCAUCAUGGCCCUCAUGGUAUGGAUGUGGUCGAGCAAUAGAAGCCGCCAGUAAAGAUUUACUUAUAUGCACAGUUCUUGGUCCUUCAUAUGAAGAAGGUAUGCUGAUCGAUCUGUCACAAUACACUGUCAAUGACACUAUAGUCAGACGGUGGGUGCCAUCACAAAAUAGAAAAAAACCUUAAUGUUGUUAAUAUGAGUAAACCUUACACAAAAAAAUUAUAUAUUGUGUGACUAAAAACAAAAAUAUACAGAUUAAAGGACUAAAUAGGUCAGUUAUUUCUAAUCUUUAAUUUUUUUAACUUUUCAUCUUCUGUACUUCUGCAUUUUUUUUAAUUCCAGUCAGUCUGUAUUGUCUCCGUUCUUGUAAAUAUUGAUCUCGACAUUCUUUAAUAAAAUCUUCAUUAACAAA
Molecule: messenger RNA, 1559 nt
Organism: Myzus persicae (green peach aphid)
Lineage: Eukaryota; Metazoa; Arthropoda; Insecta; Hemiptera; Aphididae
Gene: Tsen2
Exons: 3
Coding region: 376-1332 (318 amino acids)
Biological process (GO): tRNA-type intron splice site recognition and cleavage; tRNA splicing, via endonucleolytic cleavage and ligation
Cellular component (GO): tRNA-intron endonuclease complex
Molecular function (GO): nucleic acid binding; tRNA-intron lyase activity
Source: RefSeq, a predicted model, not a curated record